Messenger RNA from Emiliania huxleyi CCMP1516, 591 nucleotides. RefSeq lists its product as hypothetical. The record is from RefSeq and is a predicted model, not a curated record. The transcript is spliced from 3 exons. Lineage: Eukaryota; Haptophyta; Isochrysidales; Noelaerhabdaceae. The coding region runs from base 1 to 591 and encodes 196 amino acids.
AUGCGGGCCUCCGGGCCUGCUGCGGCGGCGCGGCCGGUUGAGGCCGGGCUCGGCCCGGCCCGCGACGGCUGGCCGCCGACGAGCGCGCUCGCGCUGCUCGUCAAGAUGGCGGCGGUGUCGAUUGCGGCGACGGUCGUUCAGUCGCUCAGCGCUCAGGCGUCUGGCAUGAGCCUUCCGCGAUUCGAUCCCGCAGCCAAAAGCUGCUCGCUCGAACCGCGGCCGACUCCGCCAUCGCGGCUGCAGCUGUUGAGCUCUCCAGAAGACUGGCGCCUGAUAUGCUGCCUCCCUGCGGAUGCUGCCGGCGAGCCUGGCGGUCCGCUGCACUACAAGGAUGUGCUGACUCGAUGCCCCCCCGCAAUCUUCUACCCCCACGACUCGGAACACGAAUGUGACAGGACCAUCGGGCACAUUCGUGGCAUCCUAUGGGUCGUCCAGAGUAUCGACCUCUGGCUUGUCAGCCAGCCCCACUUUGAGGGCGCCAUCAAGUACAGCGAUCGCCAUCUCGCUGGCCUCUCCGCAAGGCCCCCCGACCGCGUCGAACUCAACGGCGCGGGCUCUCUCGGCUACGGGACCGGCCCCAGCUUCGGCUGA